Messenger RNA from Zingiber officinale, 726 nucleotides. RefSeq names its product serine carboxypeptidase 1-like. The transcript is spliced from 3 exons. Lineage: Eukaryota; Viridiplantae; Streptophyta; Magnoliopsida; Zingiberales; Zingiberaceae. Gene Ontology annotation, biological process: proteolysis. The record is from RefSeq and is a predicted model, not a curated record. Gene Ontology annotation, cellular component: vacuole. Gene Ontology annotation, molecular function: serine-type carboxypeptidase activity. Bases 1 to 726 code for a protein of 241 amino acids.
AUGAAGCCAAGUUUCAAUUGUCUCUUCCUCCUCCUCUGUUUCCUACACUGCGUGGCUUCCAGCACGUUGAGGCAGAGAGAUGCGCUGAACAAGUUCUACUUUAACAACGGAGUAGGGAGGUCUUCUUCUUCUUCUUCGUCUUCUUCUUCAUCUUCAUGGGUGAGCAAUCUUCUUUCGGUAUCCGGCCUGAAGUCGAAGGUCUACGACAAUAGCGGGCUGAAGGAGGGGGACAAGGUUGUUUGGUUGCCUGGCCAGCCAGAAGGGGUCAAUUUUGAUCAGUACGCGAGGUAUGUCACAGUUGAUAGAGCCAACGGACGGGCUCUAUUUUACUACUUUGCCGAGGCUGCCGAGAAUAGCGGGUCGAAGCCUAUUGUGAUCUGGCUCAAUGGAGUGGCAAAUGUCUUGUUCUUGGAGAGCCCUGCCGGCGUCAGCUUCUCCUACUCCAACAGCACGUCGAACUACGCCAAGAGCGGAGAUCGUAGGACGGCGACCGAUGCGGUGGUUUUUCUCGUCAAUUGGUUAGAGCGGUUCCAAGAGUAUAAGGGGAGGGACUUCUUCAUCACUGGCGAGAGCUACGCCGACCACUACAUCCCCCAGCUUGCCCACGCCAUACUCCACCACAAAGAUUUCCUCAUCAACCUCAAAGGCAUCGCGAUCGGGAACACGGUGAUCAACAAGGAGACGGAUAUCAAGGGGGCAUUUGACUACUUCUGGAUGCACGCGUAG